ACUUUUUAAACCGGUAAAAGAUGUAAGUCAUAUCGGUGUCAGUUUUGUUUUGAUGUUUUCUUUUUUGUGUGUGAGAAACUUAAAACUGAUUUAAUAUAAAAGUAGCCAUUUUUUGACGACGUUUAGUGAAGUCGCAAUGGACGAGAAAGAGGCGUACACGCAGAGACUGAAAGCAGCUGUUCACUACACUGUCAGUAAACUUUGCCAGAGCACAGCAGCGGACUGUGAGAAGGAGAUGAGCAGGCAAGCCAUGGCUGCAAUUGCUGAAACGACUUUCAGACAAUGUGAGAUAUUUGCACAAGAUCUGGAGGCCUUCGCAAGACAUGCCAAAAGACACACGGUCACUGUGGAUGAUGUGAAACUUCUAGCAAGAAAGAGUGCAGCACUGUCCAGCCACAUCCAGCAAAAGAGUGAAGAAAUGGCAAUAAACAACCAAGAGCUGAAGGAGAAGAGGAAGAAGAAUGCUACCAAGAGAAAGACUAAGGAGAUGGAGGGAAAUGAAGGAGAGACAGAGACCUGAUUCACUUGACCACAAACCCACUGCCUGACACUGCCAGUAUAGACAAGAAGUGUAUAGAUAUUACUAAGGGGGGGAGGAACCACAAACACAUGGUCUGACUUUUUCAGGAAAAAUCUUUACAUGAAGUGUAUCAAUUAAUUACUCAUAGCCAUGCAUCAAGAUUGUGUAUUUUAUUGUAAUAUAGAAGAUGCAAAACAUUUUCAUUGCCUGUGAAUGUAAGAAAUUUGAGUGUGUAUAAAACAGAUUUGAAGGGUGAGACAUUUAAUAAAUAUAUCUGGAAUAAACUUUGUUUAAUUACAAAUCCCAGAAUUGACCCCAUUUUGACCAAAAAAAAAAAAGUGAGGCACAAAAAUGACCAAUUAUUGCAUUAUGUAGCAAACUCAAAUUUUAUACAAAACCAGUGUUUUGCCAUUUUGCACCAGAAUGUUUGGGCCAUUGUUAUGGAUCCAGAUUAAGCUCAAUUAAUCCUGCAUUAAAUGAGUUACUAGCAGCACAGGGCCAAGCUUAAGCUGGCUCUAAAAAUGAAGCCCAACAUUGUGGUGGCUGUUGGUUAGAUACAUUCUACAGUCUGUAUUUCUGUUACCAGAGAUGCUAAUGCUGUAAUGGGGAACCAGACACUCCUCCGUCUUCCUCCGUCCCCAAACGGACUUUCCACCUGGGGUUCAGAUGCAACCUGCAGCCAGCCAUUUUCCAGGCCCCUAAAUGUGUGAAUUCAGUUAGUUUUCAGAUUUUUUUUCCCCCCCUAGUUCAAAUCACUUGAGGUAAAUCCAGUAUGAAAAAAAAACCCUGAUAUUCAAAUUAAGUUUUAUUGGAGCACUCUUUUCACAAGCCAUAUAAAAUAUUUUUGAAAACAUUAAGCAAAUGUUAUCUAGAAGAAAUUCAUUCCACAGACAUCCACAUCACUCAACAUACAGGUCUCACUUACACAAUCACUCGUUCUCCCACCCCUCAGUGGCCACUGAAGAUGUCAUCCACAAGUUCACACUUACAGGUCAAAAUCACAAGGAAAAGCACACACACCAUACAGCAUUCAGUUCAGUUUUAUAGAAGCAUGACACCAAAAAAAACAAAGUAAAAAAAAAAAAAAAAACUCAUCACAACAUUCCACUAGCUAUUUAAACACAUUGUCAGUAUAUGAUAGGAGAAAAGCAAAACGGGAAGCCUAGGAGGGAAAAUGUGAUCCUUCAGAUACAGGUAAACUAAUUGUCCAUCUGUUCAGGGUUGUGUAUAGGUGAGGCUGGGAAGUGUCAACAAGCUCUCAUUCACGCGCUCACAAAUGCCACCCAGUCAUAUUUCAGCUCUUUCAUCGCACUCUCAUCAGUCUUUUUCGCUCGCUCGCUUCCAUGCCUUCCUUUCUCUCCGUUCGCUCACUCUUCGCCACCACCAAGCGCACUCAACAGUUGUUAAAAAUGUUCACUUUCUCUGUACAGUUCUUGUGAAAUCAGAAAAAUAUGCUGACUUUAAAAAAAAAGAAGACACCCACCGUGUCAGCGAGCCGAGCGAAGAGAGCUUUUAGACAUGAGGAAGAUGGGAUUAUGAUCUCAGCCGCACAGUGCUGCCACAGAGGGCCUUCUUCUCAGGCAAAACCCACAGAUGGCAACUGCAGAAGAGAUUUCGAUGAAGGCUUUUUAAAUUUGUCUGGCUGCAAAUAAAACAUGUACUCAAAAAGACUUAAGUUUCAACCAGAUUCUUUCCAAUGCAAGAUUUUAACAAGCUUUCAAGAAGUACCAACUUUGGUGGUGUGUAAAACAUGCAUGUUUCUGUGAGCACAGCUUAAACUACAUGCAUUUUUAAGAAUCCAGUUGAAAUAUUGUGUCCCUAACCAAAAUUAACCAAUACAGCAUAAAGAGGGGGG
Ictalurus punctatus (channel catfish) is the source of this 2375-nucleotide messenger RNA. It is a transcript of the gene cenps, whose product is annotated as centromere protein S. Gene Ontology annotation, cellular component: Fanconi anaemia nuclear complex; FANCM-MHF complex. The transcript is spliced from 5 exons. Lineage: Eukaryota; Metazoa; Chordata; Actinopteri; Siluriformes; Ictaluridae. The record is from RefSeq and is a predicted model, not a curated record. Gene Ontology annotation, biological process: replication fork processing; resolution of meiotic recombination intermediates. Bases 137 to 520 code for a protein of 127 amino acids. Gene Ontology annotation, molecular function: chromatin binding; protein heterodimerization activity.